GGCCCUUUGGCUUUUCCUUCGUUUCGCGAUCGCCCACCUUUCUGUGGAACUCGCAAUGCAAGCAGCGGCUAGCGCUCUGCGGAGUCUUCGGGAGAAGGGCGCGCCGGGAAGGGACGAGCCAACUGUGGCGCUGGGGUGGGAGGACCAAGAGCUCCACCAAAGGCUGCUGCAGGAUGUGGUGGUCUGUGAGGGCCUCACGCAGUUCGCCAAGGACUUUGUGAGGUGUCUCAGUGGGCACCUGGAGCUGGUGGAUCAGUUGCUGGCAGUGCUGCGGGCCAUGGACGGCGGCCUGGAGGCCGCUCAACGUGAGGCAGAGGCGCAGGUGUGGGCGCUGGCAACAGGCGUCAAGGCCACAGCGCCGCGGGUGGCGACGGAGGUGAAGAGGCAGAUGACCCAGCUUCAGCACAUCCGCAGCUCCACGGAGAAGGUCUUCGAUCUUUUGGAGCAGAAGCGAAGCGCCCUACAAGAGAGGGAGCACUACCGGCUGAAGGUGGAUUCUUUGCGGAAGGAGUUCACGGAAAGGGAGCGGCAGGGCAAGGGCAACUCCAGGGAACAGCUCCACAAGCUGUCCCGGAACCAGGAGAAGUUGGCCUAUGCUGAAGCAGAGCUUUCGGAUGCAGCCAGCCUCUCUGGCAAAAGGACGCAGGACCAGCUGCAGGGCAACCGAAGGGCGCUGCUGGGAGCGCUGCACGGCCUUGCCCAGGGUGCCUGCUGCGGCUGGCUGGUCUCUGCCGGUGCGGUGGUGUGCAGAGCUCUACAGACCGCAUCUGCUGCUGAAGAACCCGAGCCGCCAGAGCCAGGGCCUCCGGGUGUAAUGGUGCUGCCCCAAAGUCUGGCGCAAGAGGAUUUGGAGCCGCCAAGGUUCGACCCCGAGUUCGCCUUCAAAGAGUCCGAGUUUUCGCGCGAGAUCUUCGAAGUUGAGCCAGUGGAAUCUUCGGCGGUGUUCGACUCGGAUUCCCUGACGCAGUUGUCAGUGAGGCAGCUCAGGAAGCGCAUCCGCGAGCGAGGCUUGUCCGACAAUGGCCUGGUGGAAAAGUCUGAGUUGGUCGACUUGCUAAGGCGCACAGAGUUUACCGGGCGCGCAGAGGGCACCGAGCAUGCCGAGGCUGAGACGAGUGAGAGUCCAGGAGGCGCGACGAAUGCCAGCUGCUCGCCGGAGAGGCCGGGAGACGAUCUUUUGGCGACCUUUGGCUGAAAGAGAAAAGGGCAGCAUGGAGUGCU
Effrenium voratum is the source of this 1221-nucleotide messenger RNA. The record is from the annotation of a GenBank genome assembly. Lineage: Eukaryota; Dinophyceae; Suessiales; Symbiodiniaceae.